AUGCAUCUGCCGGAAGGCUUUUACCACGUCGGCGAUGGCCGGGUUGGUCUGAGCGAUGACCACCUGGGGCGGGUGAAGACGUCCAGGGCCAUCGCGGACGUGUACGAGAUCGAGGAAUCGUGGAUCGCCAAGGGAAUGUAUGGUAUUGUGCGGAGCGCUAUAUCUAAACAAUCCGGUCAAUGCUACGCUGCCAAAUUUCUACGACGACGCCGCCGUGGCCAGUGUUGUCUAAACGAGAUCAAUCAUGAGAUAGCGGUGCUGUUGUUGUGUGCCGAUUCGGAUCAUGUCGUUAAACUACAGGCUGUUCAUGAGACUCGAUCAGAUAUCGCUCUCAUCCUGGAGCUCGCGACCGGAGGCGAGCUACAAGCCCUUAUCGAUGAGCAGGGUCAACUGUCAGAGCAGAAGACACGUGUUUGCAUGCGUGAAAUCUUGCGCGCUCUUCAACAUAUGCAUAACAAAUCCAUCGCACACUUGGACCUGAAACCUCAGAAUAUUCUGCUGGCAGGGAAAGAUGUCGAGGACGGGCUAAAAUUGUGUGAUUUCGGUAUUGCACGCUUCAUUGGCGAGAACAAUAAAAUUUACGAAAUAAUCGGCACACCUGAUUAUGUCGCACCUGAAGUGCUGCACUAUGACCCACUAUCCCUACAAACGGAUAUCUGGUCGAUCGGCGUGGUAGCCUACGUCUUGCUGACCGGUAUGUCGCCGUUUGGGGGAGAUAGCAGACAGGAGACAUUCUUGAAUGUCACCAAAUGUUCACUCACCUUCCCAGAUGAUUUAUUCACUGGAAUAUCGAGCGAUGCAAUUGACUUCAUCAAGAGUACGCUACGAAUAAAGCCAAAGGAGCGCUUAACCGUGGAAGAAUGUCUCGAGCAUCGCUGGCUGAAGGAAGAAACCAUUUGUGUGCAGGAAGAGGAUCUUGCUGCUCGAGUCAUAGCAGCUUGCACAUCGACAGAUUUUGACAAAUGGCAGGAAGCAGAUGGCGACGAAAUGCCUACUCCAGAGAGCCGCAGCAGCUGUGCAGUGUCUCCGGUAUUAAUCCAUAGUAAUCAGAGUAAUGGCGAGAGUCGCUACAGCUGUCCUGUCGUAGCUACAGUCGAUGAGGAAGAUCUGUGCAAAGCAAGCGAACGGCUAACAGCUCAAACAACUGAUGGCCAUGACACAAAAUCUGUGCUGGGAAGUCCACGACUUGUUUCCGACUCUGCUGACGACAACAAGGAAAAUGUAUUGGUAGUCGGUGUGGUUACGCGUUCCUUAUUUCCGGACGCACCCACCACACCCAAGGUCAGCAGGAAGACGUUACCUACAGAACCGCUAAACGACGGGCAUCAUCAUCACCUUCACCAUAUACACCAUCAUCAUGUACUACAUCAUCAUCACCAUCAGCAUAGUUCAAACCAAACGACAACGGUUUCCUCGUCAAUCUUGCACCAGCAACCGCCGUCUAAUUUUGCCCAAUCGGGUUCUGGUAGUAACACGGUUACGUCUACUAGCAAUACUAAUGACAGUACUACUACCACGUUGCACGUUUCGCUCGUAUGCCCAGGCUCGUCGUCUGGCAAGAAAAAUUUUGUACAACUAUUUCAGUCGCAACAGCAGCAAAAAUCUGGUGCUGAGAUACUAAUGGCACCUGCGAUUGCAACACCUUCGUCUAAUGGAAAUGGUGAAGGUGAUAGCAACUGCGCCACCAGUUCCCUUGUAUUGAUUUCAACUUCUUCUGCUGCACCUCAUGUUUCGGAAACAAAUGAUACCAUCGAAAACGGUGUUAGCACUGCAACAAUUAGUGCAAGUUCCGCUGCGACAAUAACCGAAAUGCCAACUUCAUCCUCCACAUCUAGCAGCUGUCGGACGACCACUCUAUGUGGUCUGAAAUGCACUGAGUCGUCUAUUCCUGGUGUCGUUAGUCGUCGCAUGUCUUCGCCAGGUCACAAGUCGCUGCAGCAAUGUGAUAAGGACGCUAUAAUUUGCUGA
Molecule: messenger RNA, 1968 nt
Organism: Anopheles nili
Lineage: Eukaryota; Metazoa; Arthropoda; Insecta; Diptera; Culicidae
Product: serine/threonine-protein kinase 17A-like
Exons: 5
Coding region: 1-1968 (655 amino acids)
Biological process (GO): intracellular signal transduction; positive regulation of apoptotic process; protein phosphorylation
Cellular component (GO): nucleus
Molecular function (GO): protein serine/threonine kinase activity; ATP binding
Source: RefSeq, a predicted model, not a curated record